Molecule: messenger RNA, 3454 nt
Organism: Pangasianodon hypophthalmus (striped catfish)
Lineage: Eukaryota; Metazoa; Chordata; Actinopteri; Siluriformes; Pangasiidae
Gene: nucb1
Product: nucleobindin 1
Exons: 13
Coding region: 147-1511 (454 amino acids)
Cellular component (GO): endoplasmic reticulum-Golgi intermediate compartment; extracellular exosome
Molecular function (GO): calcium ion binding
Source: RefSeq, a predicted model, not a curated record
CGCGUGUGGAUGACGCAAUCAUCCCGGGACCGUUAUAUUUCAAGAAACGCGACGACGGAACUCAAAGUAAGUGUAGCGUGCGGAGGGGCUUGUUUAUUUUCGGAGGACAAGAAGACGGUAAAACGUGUUAGACACAGUCUGAUGGUAUGGUGGGCGUUUGUGUCUGGCUGCUGCUCCUGUCUGUCUCUCUCAGGGUGACGUCAGUGCCCAUAGAGCGCAAUCCUCCGGCACCGGACGAGAAAGCGGAGGAAAACGUGGACACAGGGCUGUAUUAUGAUCGUUACCUGAGGGAGGUGAUCGAGGUUCUGGAGACGGAUCCUCACUUCAGAGAGAAACUGCAGAGCGCAAACACCGAGGAUAUUAAAAAUGGACGCCUCAGUAAGGAGCUGGAUCUGGUGGGUCACCAUGUCCGAACUCGUCUGGACGAGCUGAAGAGGCAGGAAGUGUCUCGCCUCAGGAUGCUGCUGAAGGCCAAACUGGACAGCACCAACAUGCAGAGUGUUCAGAUGGAUCACGUGUCCUUACUGAAGCAGUUCGAACAUCUGGACCCUCACAAUCAGAACACAUUCGAGGCCAAAGACCUGGAGCUGCUCAUCGCGACGGCCACUAAAGACCUGGAGAACUACGAUGCGGAGCGUCACGAGGAGUUCAAGCGUUACGAGAUGCUGAAGGAGCACGAGAGGAGGGAGUACCUGAAGAGUCUGGACCAGGAGAAGAGGGAGAGGGAGGAGAAGAGGAUGGAGGAGAUGAAGGAAAAACACCGCCAGCAUCCCAAAGUCAACGCCCCGGGGAGUGUGGACCAGCUGAGAGAGGUGUGGGAGGAGACGGACGGGCUGGACCCACAGGAGUUCAACCCCAAGACCUUCUUCAAACUCCACGACACUAAUGGAGACGGAGUGCUGGACGAACAGGAGCUGGAAGCGCUCUUCACAAAGGAGCUGGAGAAGGUGUACGACCCGAAGAACGAGGAGGACGACAUGAUGGAGAUGGAGGAGGAGAGACUGCGGAUGAGGGAACACGUCAUGCAAAACGUGGACCUGAAUCACGACCGGUUGGUCAGCCUGGACGAGUUCCUCAGAUCGACGGAGAAGAAAGAGUUCAGCAGCCCGAAGGAGUGGGAGACGCUGGAUGACAAUAAGCCGGUGUACACGGAGGAGGAGCUUCAGCGCUUUGAGGCGGAGCUUUGGGAUAAACAGGUGGAGCUCAGCAGGAGGGCGGAGACUCUGAGACAAGAACAGGAGCUUCUGAAGGAGAGAGGCAAAGCGCUGGAGGCCCAAAAGAAAGAGUACCAACAGGCGGUGAUGGAGAUGUCGCAGAGACAGAAAGCCCAGCAGGCGGCACGCCAGCCGCCUCCAUCAGGCCCGAACGGAGAACUGCGCUUUCAGCCGGACGCUCAGAACCUGGCUCAGGAACAUAAUCAAGUUGGAAAGGUGCCUAUCGAUCAGAACGGAGACGUCCAGAACGGCCCGCCUGCUGAGCCGCCACAGAACCUUCCUCAACACACACAGUAACAGCUCACCUCACGUAACACACACACACACACACACACACACACACACACACACACACCGGUCAGACUCCUCAUAUUCUUCUGAAUGGACUGCCUCAACACACACACACACACACACGGAUACAGUGAACAUAGAUAUUUGAGUGAAAGUGUUUCUUUGAGAGAACCACUAAAUAUAAGCAGGUGACAAAACUCUGAAAAACACACACACACACACACACACACACACAUAUGUAUACGCUGCUGCUAAACACUCCUCUUCGUAACCUUUAAUUACAGCCGACUUUUAUUGUAUGGUUUGGUUUUUGGUUUUUAAUCUCGCUUGAUCAAAGGAAAACUCUUCCUGAAUCAUUUGCAUAUUAAUCUGCGUAAUUAUCACGUGAUCUUUAACGACAUCCAAGAUUUAUUUUGUAAUGAAAUUCCUAACGGCUUCCUACAUUACCGACAAUACCGUCCGACUGCCUGCUGAUAGCGCUGCAGCGGGAUUUAACCCUUUCUUCAUGUUCUUUUCUACCGAAAUGCAGCGGCGCUUUAGUGCUCACACUCUCCUCAAACAGAUCAGCUUCCGAAAGUUCAACUUUCACGCUAACACUCAUCGUAUCGUAGAUCUCUAACUAGCCGAGCCGAGUCUCUCGCCGUCGUACUGCUGCAGUGUAUUCUGGGACACGUCUGAUGCCGGACGUGUUUUUGCGCCGACGUGUCUACGACAUCUACGCUAGAUUUCUCAUUAAUACGACCUUGAACGAUGCUGGAAAAUGAAAAGGGAGCGAGAAAAGAUUUUGUUUUUAGGCGCUAAGAGCAAAACCGGAUCGCUUUCAUCGUUGAUUACACUCCAGUGUAACUGCGAAAAUAAAAAUUAGCACAAGAAUCGCUAAACACGUCAAAAAUAUUUGAAUGUAAACAUAUUUAAUGUGUUUCAGGGUGAAGUUUAACUUGAAUAGUGUGUAAACUUUUAGAAAAUAUCUCAAGUUUUCCGCAGUCUCUUCUCACAGGGAUGAAAUUUGCUUUCCUUUUUUUUUUUUUAAGAAAUCGUGAAAAGUUUGGUGAAAAACUUUUACUUCAGAUGCAGUCGUUUGGCUGAAAUGUGUGUAUCGUGUUUCAUUUUGCACUGGAGCUACAAGACUAAUGUUGCUAACAAGCGAACAGGUUAAAAGAAGUCUUCACCCUGUUCUUUAGUGACGUCGCGCUGGAGCGUUAUUCAUAGCGGCGGCCAUCUUGGACAUUCAGAAUUACGUUAUGCUGUACUUGAUUUACCUCGGAAGUGGGAGUUAUGUCAUUUUUAAAAAAGAAACGGACAACAUCAUUGGAAUCAUCUUUUGUUUGCGUCAAGCGACUCAGCGACGUGUGAUAAGUGACGUAUAUUUAUCUUCUCAAAACAGCGAUCUGUAGAGUUCGCGUUAGAGAUUUAACAAGCUGUGAGCGGCCAUGUUGUUCUGACGUCACUCACUGUGGGGGCAGCGUUAUUCCUCAGUGCAAUUUGAAAUGACUCCGCCCCUAAAUCGCUAGGCCACACCUCCUAAAGGUGGAUUGUAUAAUACAGGUGGAAGUGGAUGAUGAUGAUCAAAAUUCCACUAUAAACACUAACACUGCUAUUUUACAAAGAAAUUAAAUGAAAUAAAGAGAUUAAGGAGCGUAACAGCGUUAUUUAGGUUUUUGUACGUUAUUUAUGGAUUUUGCGUGACUCAGACUUACGUUACUUUUUAGCUAGUUUCCACCUGUUGCACAUUUCGCUUUAAAAUGUUUCUGUACUGCUCAGUUAUUUGAUUCUUAAACACUCAUGCCAGCAUGCACAUACAUCACACACACACACACACACACACACACACACACACACACACACACACACACACACACACACACCUGUGAGCAGACAGAACAGGAUUUAUGUGGUUUCUGUUUAUUAUUUUAAUGGUAAUAAAGCUAUCAUCAGAUUCUACACUGAAA